Molecule: messenger RNA, 2887 nt
Organism: Neurospora crassa OR74A
Lineage: Eukaryota; Fungi; Ascomycota; Sordariomycetes; Sordariales; Sordariaceae
Product: FAD binding domain-containing protein
Exons: 1
Coding region: 509-2377 (622 amino acids)
Biological process (GO): homocysteine metabolic process
Cellular component (GO): cytosol
Molecular function (GO): FMN binding; flavin adenine dinucleotide binding; [methionine synthase] reductase (NADPH) activity
Source: RefSeq, a predicted model, not a curated record
CGGCAGCCCUGCAUUAUGACAUCCAUUGCAAAUAAUUAAAGAUCGCGAUUUCCCGUCCGGUUUUGUUGAACUUGUGGCCACUGCACCCUACACUAGCGACUCUCUGCUCCUGCUUCCUCUCUUCCCCCCUUCCUUCAGACCGAGCUCGCCCUUUGUUUGCCGGCUGUUCUUCCUGGCAUAUAUAUUUUUCUUUUGGUAAUUCGCCUUCCGGUCCACAUCCCGCGUCUUCGAGUUUUGGCCUCCCGUCUUUCCACUUGCUUUCCACUUCGAUCCACAGACUUGCCCCAGACUUUUUGCCGGUGCACGAGCAUUUUUAUCUCCGGCGGUUCUCAUACUGAUUCGCCUAUUGUAAUCUAAUCAGAUCCGGAACCUUGGAAUUUCACCCUUCACCGUUCGGGCCGGCCACCAUCACCACUUCCAACUCCUAUUAUCAUUAUCAUUAGCACCUGCCAACAAAAAAACCCUACCUCCUCUACUGGAGCGAAUCCCGACGAAACACAACGCAACAAUGGCGGCACAAGUUGAUCGUAUAAUGGCCCAACACUCGGCAAACAGCAUACCCGAAGAGCCUCAACUGCCCUCCAUGGCCCCGUCCCUCACAUACUCGGAGUCCUCCGAACACUCUGAAAGCGAGGAACCCCGCCAAUCUGACGACAUGGAGCAGCCGCGCCGCCGCCGCGCAUCCACUGUCCUUAUUGUCAAGUCGCCCGCUGACAUCCAACGUAUCACGGGCGAGACCACAACCCAAUUGGUCCAGAGGUGUUGCGGUGGUGGUUGCUGCCUCACUUCCGAUGGCAAGAGGGUCAAGAAGCAGGGCAUCGAGUAUGAGCGGGUUAAGUUUCCCGACAACGACGCAUACCGCGCUCUCAACCUCAAGAUCGAAGAAAUUCCGACUGUUCUAAACAACAUACUCGACCUUCCCGAACAGACUGCCUUUCUGCAGCCCCUUCGCCGUCCGUCCAAUGUGCCGUCUCCUACAGAGUCCACUGCGGCUCUUGACACAGAUGGUAACACGACAUCCGCCACAACCAAUCUCGAAAAGUCUGUACAAAAGCUGGCUUUGGAGGACCUUGAUACCAAAAUACAGCCACCCUCCUUUGUCCAACCUCACCCGCCUCACCAUGUCUUCCCCGCCCGCAUUCACACCGCCCGUGAGUUGACAGGCCAAGGCGCCGAGAAGCGUACAUUUCACUUCGACAUCGAUGUCACAAACUACCCGGAGGAUGAGGGCGUCGAUUUCAAGGUCGGCGGAGCCAUCGGUGUCUCGGCUCCCAACGAAGAGUCCAUGGUAGAAGAGCUGCUCGACCUUCUCCUCGUUCCCCGUUUCCUCCGCGACAAGCCCGUUCUCCUAAGGACAACCAAGGGCAGAUGGCCCACCGUAUGGGGUGAAGACCAGGCCCGUGAGCUUGUUACGACACGGAGAGACCUCCUGACAUGGUGCUCUGACAUCCAGUCCUACCCGCCCACAAAGCAGCUUCUCCGUAUUUUAGCCGAGUUUGCAACCAAUGAGGACGAGCGCAAGAUUCUAUUCUUCCUCUGCUCGGCGGAAGGUCAGGGAGUCUUCUGCGACUUCCGCACCGGCCCGCACAUCACCGUUGCCCAGCUCCUCCAUGCCUUCCCCAGCGCCAGGCCGCCUCUCGAUUUACUCCUCUCGGUCCUACAGCCUCUGAUGCCCCGCUUCUACUCCUUGUCCAACGACCCGCACGAGUCCUUCUUGAGACGCGAUGGCAAGCAACAUCGACUGAUCGAGAUUGCCGUCACCGUCCAUACUUCUGACGACUGGAGGACAGGCUCGCGCAACGGAGUCGGUUCUGGUUUCUUCCAGCGCCAAGCCCUCAAGUACAUUGAGGCACAAGAUAGGGGCGAGAAGGACAUUGAGGUUUACAUCCCCAUGUUCAAGGGUUUGAUGGCCAACCCUCUUGCCAAGCAGUUCGUCUCUGAUGGCCCCAUGCUACUCAUCGGUGCUGGUGUCGGCAUUGCUCCCUUUAGAGGUUUCGUCCAGCGCCGCCUCAAGACCGCCAACUGCGCCAACAAGGUCUGGGUCCUCCAGGGUUGCCGUGACUCGCUAGUCGAUGAGCUGUACAGCGGCGAGUGGGGUGUCCAUGAGGAUGAGGUCAAACGUGUGGUGGAAAGUCGUCGUGGUCAGGGGCGUUAUGUCCAGGAAGAGGUCAAGGCCCAGGCGGAUUUGGUCUGGUAUAUUAUCAACUCAGUCGACGGUAGGGUGUUCGUCUGCGGUAGCUCCAAGGGCAUGGGCGAGGGCGUCGAGCAGGCGCUGAUCGAGGUCGCAAUGGAGAAAGGCAACCUCGAGCACGAUGAGGCAAAGCAAUUCUGGGAACUGAAGAGGGAGGUUGGACAAUACAUUGCCGAGACGUGGUAAUCGGUUUCACUGUCUUACGACGAUAACAUCUUUUUGGGCCUCUUGAUUGUUGCGACACACUUUGUCGUAUUGGGAACUGGGAAGAGAAGGAAAAUACAUCGCAGGGGCCUCGCAGGCCAAAUGAAAAAGCAUACAUAUCAAAUGAAGGCAAGGGCAGGCGGGGUAGACUAGAAACGGCGUUCAAGGGUGAAGCCAUAAAACAACACCAGCAUUUUCCGGCGUGCACAGGCGGGUUUUUGUCAAAGUAUUGCUUUUUUAGCUUUUUUUUCCUUUUCAACUUUUUUGUUUUUGCACGUAUGGACUAGCUUUUCAGAGUGUAUCAUCAUUCAUCACAACUUCUUGUUGAGCGAAGCUGUUUGUUCUUGUAUUACGCAGAUUUCUCCGGGCUCGGUUAGAUGACGUACGUUGACGUGUAGUUAUACUAUAUUCUCAAAAGUGAGUACUCUGGUCAGUAAUUACCCUCGCCGAGUACCUCAAUGCUAUGCGUUCGUCUGGCCCCGAGGCUGUCAU